GCAAGUGUGAGGUCCAUGGUACGGAUGCCGCGGGCCAACCCUAAGAUCAAGGCCAGCGCUGUUUCAAGAUUGUUUUUCUUGUGGAUGAUAGAUAUAAUUCGACAAGGCAACAAAGAAGAUUUUGAAGAAGAUGACAUUCCUGAAGCUAUGCCAGAUCAUAAAUCUGAAUUCCUUACAAAUGGUCUUGAAAAAAAAUGGGAGGAGGAGAAGAAUAGAGCAUCAAUUCACAAGCGAUCCCCUAGCCUGACAAAAGCCAUUAUCAGGCAAUUUGGUCUGCAGUUUCUUUACAUGUGUUUGCUGUAUCUUUUGAAAGAUCUAAUCUCUGCUGCUCUAAGUCCCUACUUGCUCGGUGUCCUGCUUCACUUCUUCAAGCCGGCCUCUACUCUCUCUCAGUCCGAUGCACUGCUCACCGCUACCACCCUCUCUCUCACUACUUUCAUCGUUGGACUGAUCACUGUCCAUUUCAUGAACUCUGCACAACUAUUCGCCAUCCGAGUCCGAGCUGCUUGCAUCUCUAUGGUGUAUCGCAAGUGUUUGAGACUAAGUCAGUCUGCCAUGUCGGAGACCUCCCCUGGACAUAUCAUUAACCUUGUCUCUAACGAUGUCGCCAGAUUUGAGCUGGUUACGUACAUGAUGAUGCCAAUGCUUAGUGCUCCGUUUUUGUCCGCAAUUCUAAUAUAUCUAAAUUACCAAAUUGGAGGACCAGCCAGUUUAGCUGGUGCCGCGGCUCUUGUGAUAAUUCUCGUCAUACAGUUUGCCAACGCGAAGUUCACUGCAUAUUACCGUCUAAAAGUAGUAAAGCGCACAGAUGAGAGGGUUCGGAUGAUGGAUGAAAUAGUGCUGGGUAUCCAGGUGAUCAAAUACUACGCUUGGGAGAAACCUUUCCAGGCCUUCAUUGAUCAUGCGAGAAUGUUAGAAUUGAAAAUCCUCCGCAAGCUGUCCUUCCUUCGCCUGUGUUUCAUGAUCUUUUCCCUGUUUUCCCCUCGAGUCAGCUUGUUCUGUACAUUGUUGGUUUUGGUUCUCAGUGAUGCUGAAAUAGAUCCAAGCGAUGUCUUUGUCAUGCUUAUCUACUUCGUCCAACUCGCCAACAAUUUGGGAGGUUUUGUCACUCGAGGAUUUGAAGAAAUUUAUCAAUGUUUGGUUUCCAUUCAUAGAAUACAAGAGUUUCUUCUUCUUGAUGAGUACAGACCAGUGGUGUCAACAAACAUGCAAAAAGCCAAAAAUGAAAAUAGAGGAGGUAUGGAGAAUGGAGGAGUGUUGGUAGAGGGAGAGUGGCGAGGAUCCAUCGUAACUCUUGAGGGAGUCUCCGCUAAGUGGACCAAGAACGGAGAUAUGACACUGACCAACCUCAACCUGGACAUUCAGGCUGGUCAGCUGGUGGCUGUCAUAGGUCCUGUAGGUUCUGGCAAGAGCUCCAUGUUGAACCUGCUACUCGGAGAGCUGAUCAAGAAGGAAGGCAAGUUCAAGGUCCAAGGUGUAGUGUCCUACGCAGCUCAGGAACCCUGGAUAUUCAGCAGCUCCGUCCGACAGAACAUCUUGUUCCACGAAGACUACAACUCUUCGAGGUACAAAGCUGUGUGCAAGGUGUGUCAGCUAGAGAGAGAUUUUGAACUUCUCCCAAGAGGAGACAAAACUCUGGUGGGAGAGAAGGGUGCGUCUCUCUCAGGAGGUCAGAAGGCAAGGAUCAGCUUGGCAAGGGCUGUAUACAAGAAAGCUGAUAUCUACCUUCUGGACGACCCUCUAUCAGCAGUUGAUUCUCAUGUCAGCAAACAUCUGUUUUAUCAUUGCAUUGAAGAGUUUCUCGGUGAUAAGACCAGAAUCUUGGUCACUCAUCAAGUACAGCAUCUUUCAAAAGUGAACCAUCUCAUACUAAUGGACAGUGGCAGAAUAUUGGCACAAGGAACGUUUAAGGAAUUGAGACGCAGCAGGCACAACUUCGCCUCCGUCUUGACCACUCCUGAGCUGGAGAAAGGACCCUUCCAGUUCCUCGGUGUCGAGCCUUCGCUUCAGAGAAAUGUGCAGCGGAGAUCCACAAGGAGUGAGCGGUCUAUAAACGUCGCUGGAGACGAAGUGGUUGAGUUUGAAGAGUUUGAAAAUGACCGAGAAGCUGAGCAGAUCUCUCACACGCCAGCAACCCAGGUGUACCAACAGUAUCUGCGAGCUGGUGUCAGCCCUGCGUACUGCUGCGUAGUGGCAUCACUGUUCAUACUCACUCAGCUCACUGUCAGCGGGUUUGACUACUGGGUGGCUUACUGGCUGCACAGGGAGGAAGAUCGGUUGGUUGAUCCUGAAUCUUCUGAACUCUGGCCUACAACUACUUACUUAGCUAUACUUGGGUGUUUUCUCAUGUGUAUUGCUGUUGUGGGAAGCCUGAGAGGUCUUGCUUAUUAUGAAGGAUGCAUCAGAUCAUCCAGAGGCGUUCACACUCAAAUGUUCCGGUCUUUGAUCAAAACAUCGUUGAGUUUCUUUCACAAUAACCCAUCUGGCCGUAUUCUGAACCGCUUCUCCAGAGAUUUAGGAGCCGCUGAUGAGCUUAUGGCCAAGGCAGUGAUGGAUAUGGGACAGGCGUUUGCUCAAGUUGCUGGAGCCUUGUUAAUCGCUAUAUCAGUCAACUUUUGGCUCAGCAUCCCCAUAACAAUCCUGACAUGUGUUUUGUGGACAGCUCGCAACAUCUGCCUCAACGCUUCCAAGAAACUCAAGCGAAUAGAGGGCAUCAUCCGCAGUCCGAUCUACGCACACAUCAACGCGUCUCUACAAGGCCUAGUCACCAUUAGAGCUAAUUCUGCUGAAAAGCUGCUUCAGUAUGAACUCAGUCGAUACUUGGACAGCAACACCAGCGCAACCCACAUAUUCUACAAUACAAUGGCUUUCUUGGCUCUUGUCCAGGAGUUUGUUACAACUUCCUACAUGACUGUGUGUAUCUUCAGCUUCACACUGUUCAAGUCUGCGUGGUCAGACACCAACGCAGGUCUCAUCAUUACCCAAUGUCUGACCAUGAUGGGCUACUUGCACUGGGGCAUGAAGAUGUCAGCUGAGGCGGCCAAUCAGAUGGUCUGUAUAGAGAGAGCCUUGGAGUACACUCAGUUGGAGCCCGAGGAAUAUGAUCAAGAUGGGAAGGUGAAUCCUGAGCCGAGCUGGCCUCAGUUUGGUAUGAUAGAAAUGCGCUGUGUAUUUCUGAGAUACGACAUCACCGAACCGUAUGUGCUGCGCAACCUGAACCUUACUAUACUGCCACAGGAAAAGAUAGGUAUAGUUGGACGUACGGGAGCAGGCAAGUCAUCCCUUAUUACAGCCCUAUUCCGUCUUGCGCCGGUGGAAGGUCAGAUCUUCAUGGAUGGUCUUGACACUGGCACUGUUCCUCUGGAGCGUCUCCGAUCUGGCAUCUCCAUCAUCCCACAGGAUCCUGUCUUGUUCUCCGGGACUAUCCGGACUAACCUGGACCCCUUCCAGAGGUACUCGGACGCACAACUGUACAGUGUGCUUCAGGAGGUUAAACUGAAUGAUAGUAACCAGGAAUCAGAGUUGCUUAAUCUCGAUACACAAGUGACUGAAGGAGGAGGGAAUUUUAGUCUUGGACAACGGCAGUUGGUAUGCCUGGCUAGGGCCAUCCUGCGGAGCAACAAGAUUCUGGUCCUUGACGAAGCCACAGCAAAUGUUGACCCUCAGACUGACGCUCUAAUCCAGAGCACCAUCCGUCACAGGUUUACCAACUGUACAGUACUGACUGUGGCUCAUAGACUCAACACUGUCAUUGACUCUGAUAGAAUUCUUGUCAUGGAAAAUGGAACAAUUGCUGAAUUCGAUCAUCCACAUAUCCUGCUCAGCAACAGUGACGGAUUGUUCUUCCACUUGGUUCAGCAGACAGGUUUUGCGAUGGCCCGAGAUUUGGCUGUCAUUGCUGAACAGAAUUUCAAGAACUUAUGAUCAACUAGCCACAUUCUUACAACAUUUUACUCAAGAUUGACUACAGUAUUGUUAACCUUUGUAAAUAAACUUAUAUUAUCUAAAAUAUCAAUA
Messenger RNA from Macrosteles quadrilineatus (aster leafhopper), 4017 nucleotides. RefSeq names its product ATP-binding cassette sub-family C member 4-like. Gene Ontology annotation, cellular component: membrane. Gene Ontology annotation, biological process: transmembrane transport. The transcript is spliced from 29 exons. The record is from RefSeq and is a predicted model, not a curated record. The coding region runs from base 16 to 3924 and encodes 1302 amino acids. Gene Ontology annotation, molecular function: ATP hydrolysis activity; ATP binding; ABC-type transporter activity. Lineage: Eukaryota; Metazoa; Arthropoda; Insecta; Hemiptera; Cicadellidae.